Molecule: messenger RNA, 2105 nt
Organism: Cylicocyclus nassatus
Lineage: Eukaryota; Metazoa; Nematoda; Chromadorea; Rhabditida; Strongylidae
Source: the annotation of a GenBank genome assembly
CUUUUUCCAGAUAUGACAGUGGAAGAUGAGGGGAUAGAAGCACAUUUUGAAGAGCAAAAUGAGCCAGGGAAGAACAAGAAGAAAAAAAUGAAGAUUGCAACAAACUUGAAGACGAAGCAAGCAGAAAAUAUAACCCAGGCGAAUGAUGUUGCACUAAAGAAGAAGAAGCAGAAACGAAAAGAAGAUUUGGAUAAAAACGAUGGCGAGUCCGACGAAAAAGUUGUUACGGAAGCGAAGAAGGAGUUGAAGCGAAAACGCAUUGAAGACGCGCAUGGGAAUGUCUCUGAGUCGGUAGUUUCUGAAAAGAAGGUGAAACUUGAGGGACCACUGAAAUUGGCAAUAGAUCCUGCAUCCCUGGCAGCUAGAAAGGAAAAAAAGAAGCAGCUCUUGAAAGAGAAACUAAAAGAAGGACUACCGCUCACGGAGCUGAUUGGAAAAGGUAUAAACGAUCUGAUUGGAACGAAAGAAGAAGAGGUUCAUGAAGUCAGAGAAGAGAAACAUCAUAAGGAAACUGCAAGUGGAGAAACAGAAACUGUCAAGAAAAAGAAAAAGAAAGUUAAGAAGAAUGUAAAGGUCGUAAAGCCCGUCGUUGCUCCGAAGAAGCACCAGCAGUCCUCCUCAGAAUCACCUGCACCUCCUGAAACCGAUGAAGAUAAAGCUGAAGCAGAUACCUGGGAGGAGGAUAAAAUAAAAAAGAAAAAGAAAGUGAAGAAAAAUAACACGGACAAUCAAGCAAAACAAAAGGAAGAUAACAAGGCCGAGCUGAAAAAGAAGAAGCAGAAGAACAAGGCUGCACCAGUGAAGGAAAAUAAUGUUGAGGAAGGAGAAGAAGCACCACAGUCAAGCUCAGCUCAACGACCUCAGCAUAAUCCACAAAAAUACAAGGAACUACUCGAAAAACUAGCUUCGAUCAAGAAAGAGGGGGAGGCUCGCCAAGCAAUCUCUGUCGAAAUUAACGCUGGAAAGCUUGAAGACGCAGAGCUCAGGAUUGUGUUGAGGAUGUGGAGGCAACAAAAGCGCAGAAAGAUGAUAGCUGAAAACAAGGAGAAACUUGUACAAAUGGAAGGGUCUCUGGAGGAGAUAAAGAAAGUCGCGAAUGAUCUUGUCCGAAGGGGGAAGCUGAACCCGAGGGAUGCAGGUGACAUCAUAAAGCGAUGGAAAGCUCGUGAGAAGCGCCGAGUGGAGCGACAAGUAUCAAAACAGACUGGAAGAGCGUGCUUCCAUUGCCGUCAGCGAGGCCAUGUCUUGGCAGAAUGCCCAAAUCGCGGUGAUGAUAAUCAGGUUGGAAAUGUGGCGAUUACGCAUGGUGAUGGAAUCUGCUUUAAAUGCGGUUCUACAGAACAUAGUGUACAUAAGUGUCCGAGAAAGAACAUCAAAGGAUUCCCCUAUGCUACGUGUUUUGUUUGCGGUCAACAAGGCCAUCUAUCAAGAGAUUGCGAAAAGAACGCAAAUGGUAUUUACCCGGACGGAGGUGGUUGUAAUGUAUGCGGAUCGACAAAGCAUUUGAAACGUGAUUGUCCUGAACUGGCAGCCCAAAAGCAGAAAAAAGAAGAGAAGAAUGUGACCAUUCGAACCAUGUCGGCCAUGACAUCGGCUGACGCUGACGACAUUCCCGAAGAUGAGGCGCAAGCGCUCAAGAAAAAGCCGAAGAAGAUAGUCAAGUUCUAAUAGUAAAGUAUAGGUGUGUCAUAUGAAUUGUACGAGUUUCAUUCGCAUUUUUCUCAUGCCGACGUAUUGACGCCCGUUUACGGUUACAUGAGAAUUUUACGAGCAUCAACGUAUGAAUCAGCAAUGUAAACUCGUGUGUAGAGAUGAGCGCUGGGCGGUUUUGUGCCUGAUUUUCGUUGGGGAAGUGUUGUUAAAGAGCGUUAUAUUGUACUAUCUAAAAAUUUUAUUUUAUUGCAUGUUUAUCGAUUUUUUGUUAGAAAGCGUUUAGAGUUUUCUUAAUUCAAAGAACUGUUAUUAUUGCAUGUUUUGUUAACUCUAUUUUUCUUAUUUUGUUUGACUAUUUAUUUAGAAUGUAAUUUGCUGUAUUGUUCUCAUAAUCUGGAAUUAUCCCAUUUUAGCAGUCCCCUACGUAUUUGCACCAUUUUUUUCAAUUUUGC